UAUGCUUUAAUAUGGAUUGACAUAGCUUGAAGAAUUUUUUUUGUACCUUGUAUAAAAUGGGCUCAUAGCUACAAAUUCAAUGUCUUUUGUCGAUACAGUAGUAAUCGAUUAAUUCGAACAUUGAGAGCAACGUUCUCCUCACUAGAAAGUAGACUUGAGGAUAGUAUUCAUACUUUUAUUAUCGUCAUUUGUUUUUUUCUUGUCACAGUCUAGUGAAAAUAAUUGCUGAAAAUGGGCAAACGUCGAAAACAAACUUUAAUAGAGUCGGACGAUGAUACCAGUGAUAAUGCAUCUAACCUUGAAUCGGAGCUACUAUCUCUGGCAAAGAAAAAGUCUAGAACGAAUUCGACUCAAGUUAAAGCUGCAUCAUUGUCUGGAUCGGAUUCUGACUCAGACUGGGCGCAGGGGGCAAGUACCUCCACUGCUGCAAAAAAGACACGCAUAAAAAAAGUUAACAAGGAAUCAGAUUCAUCGGAUUCAGAAGAAGAAAAUGACUGUCAAAACAAAAAAAAUGAUAUUUUGGGGAAAGAACUUAUUCCCCGAGAAGAAGGAGAGGUUUCGGAAAGUGAUGGUAAAGAAGAAAGCGAUUCAGAUUCGAGUUCCGAAGAAUGUUCGGAUACUAGCUCAGAUUCAGAGUUUGAUGAUGGUUAUGAUGAAAACCUCAUGGGAGAUGAAGACGAUCGUAGACGCCUAAAUGGGCUUUCUGAAAAAGAGCGUGAAACUGAGAUUUUUAAACGUAUCGAGCAAAGAGAUUUAUUGAAAACACGAUGGGAAAUUGAGCGCAAACUUAAAUUAGCGCGACGAGGAGAAAAAACUAUUAAACCUAAUAAACAAAAAAAAAAGAAGAGUAGCGUGUCCAAAAAAUUGAAACAGAAAUAUAAAGAUGAGAAUACUGAAGAAAUAGUUCCAAUUGUAGAAAAAGAACCAAAUGAAGAGAUAGUAAUGUCUAAUAUUACCCAAGAUAUGGAACUGCCAUCAACAAUACCCGAGGAGAUCAUACUUGAUCAGAAACUCUUAACAGAUGACCAAAAUACUGUAGAAAAUUUAGAUCAUAAGGAACGAUCCAAAGAACGUAAGAAGAACGUUGAAAUGAAUAGGACUGACGAUAAGCGUAGCACCGCGAUGGCAAUGCUAAAAGCAAAACGCGAGGGAAAAGCUAAACGAGAGGAAGAGGAGGCUAAGCGUCAAGCGGAACGCGAUAAGGAGGAAGAAAAAGAAGAACUAGAAGGAGUAUCCGGAGGAAAGUCUUCUGUUAAGCUAAAAGCUUCUGAAAUAUAUUCUGAUGAUUCAGCUAGUAGCGAUACAGAAGACGAAAAGCCUUCCGAAAAGCGUUCACGUUCAGCUAGUAGCAGUAAAUCUUCGAGUGAAUCAGAAGAUGAAGAAGACACUAUAAGAGAACCAGUAUAUAUUAGCACUCGAGACGAAUUAAACAAAUUGCGACUGUCAAGAUUCAAAAUGGAACGGUUUAUUAACCUUCCCAUGUUUGAGCGAACAGUUAUGAAUUGUUUUGUACGUAUUAGUAUUGGUAAUAACGGUCAAAAACCAGUUUAUAGAGUGGCUGAAAUAGUUGGUGUAGUGGAGACUGCUAAAAUCUAUAGCCUGGGAAAAACUCGGACCAAUCGAGGCUUAAAACUUAAACACGGCACUCAGGAACGUGUAUUUCGUUUAGAGUUUAUUUCCAAUCAAGAGUUUACCGAAACUGAAUAUGCUAAAUGGCGUGACAUAUGUACACAACAAAAUGUACCGAUGCCAACAAUCGAUAUGAUUGAGCGAAAACAAAAGGAUAUCAAAGAAGCUCUUAAUUAUGAGUUUAAGGACGAAGACGUCGAAAAAAUCAUUGAGGAAAAAAAUCGGUUUAGAAAUAGACCCACCAAUUACGCAAUGAGAAAAACCUGCCUAAUGAAAGAAAGAGAUGCUGCAAUGUUACGUGGAGAUUAUGAUGUAGCUCAAGAUUUAGGUCAACAAAUUGACGAGCUAGAAAGUCGAGCAUCAGAACUCGAUAAAAAGCGAUCAAGUAGCAUUAGCUUAAUAUCUUAUAUAAAUGAUCGAAAUAGAAAACGAAAUGUUGAAGACGCUGAGAAAGCAAUUUUGGAAGAAGCACGUGCUAACAAAGGCUUAAAGAUUUCUGAUCCAUUCACGCGACGUAUUACCCAACCACGCAUGGGUUUCAAAUCAGUUGAAAAAAAAAGCGAACCAACCAUUCAGCAGACACAAGCAAUACUGCCGACCAAACGAAAAGUUGAGGAGAGUACUACGGGCGGUUCAAAACCAACUGAACCUAAAACAGACUACAGCUUAUAUGCUCUACAUGAUUUUGACAUUGAAUUAGACGUAUCCCUUUUGAAUACUGUUCCAACAACACGAUAAUAAUCAAAUUAAUUUGUAUUCAACAAGAAUAAGUUGUUCGAAUAAAGAUUUUGAGGUAAUUUGAGUA
Messenger RNA from Bactrocera oleae (olive fruit fly), 2434 nucleotides. It is a transcript of the gene Rtf1, whose product is annotated as RNA polymerase-associated protein Rtf1. Gene Ontology annotation, molecular function: RNA polymerase II C-terminal domain phosphoserine binding; DNA binding. NCBI's taxonomy places the organism in Eukaryota, Metazoa, Arthropoda, Insecta, Diptera, Tephritidae. The record is from RefSeq and is a predicted model, not a curated record. Gene Ontology annotation, cellular component: Cdc73/Paf1 complex.